AUGGGAACCACCGGCCUAUGUAAGCGAGGUUUAUCCUCUCCGCCUCCUUCAGCUUCUCUCUCUCUCUCUCUCCCUCUCUCUCUCUCUAAAUUGGACGCGCUGGCUUCGCUAACUUCAUUCCUCUCAAUUCCGCCAUGGAAACCCAACAAGAUCCACAGAAAAUCCAAGAAGACCCCAUUUCACCCGGUCCCCAGAUUUCUCCCUCUCAAUUCUCUCCGUCACUCCCCUUUCCCUCUCGGGUCGGAUCCCCACCCACCCGAACCCGAUAACAAGUUCCCCAUCACCUUCUCCCAUCUCACCCCUCUCCAAUCCCCAGUCGCUCUCGACCCAGUUGCCCAUCUCAAGCAAUCUCUCCAAAUCCAGUGGACCCAACCCUUGAAUUUCACAUUUUUAGAGGACCCGGUUCGCAUCUUACCCAAUCCCUCACCCGAGCCUGAAGAAUCGAGAAGAAAGAAGCAAAAUUCGUUGAGGAGGAGGCAGAUUAAGGCCGAGGCCGAGGCGUGGGCGAGGGCAGCGGAGGAGUAUAAGGAGUUGGUGAGGGUUAUGUUGGAGAAGAAGCUGGCGCCGAGCUUGCCGUAUGUGAAAUCUUUGUUCUUGGGGUGGUUUGAGCCGUUGAGGGAUGCUAUAGAGAAGGAGCAGAGAGUGCAGAGGGAAAGAACCCAUAAAGCUGCUUAUGCUUAUCAUAUUGGGCUUUUGCCGGCUGAUAAGAUUUCAGUUAUUGUGAUGCAUAAGAUGAUGGGGUUGAUGAUGAUGGGGCAGGAGGAGGGAUGUGUUAGGGUUGUUCGGGCUGCGAUUCAUAUUGGAGAGGCAAUAGAACAGGAGGUUAAGAUACAUAGUUUUCUUGAGAAGACCAAGAAAUCUCGAAGAAAUAAGCAAGUGGAUGAAAAUGCAGUUUUAACCAGAGAGCAGGAAAUCGAGCAGGAAAUCAAACGAAAACGUGUGGUCAAGGCAGUGAAAAUGAAAAGGCUGAUUAAGGUCGAGAAGCUAUUAAAAAAUGAGAAUGGCACAGAACCUUGGGGUCGAGAUGCACAAGCCAAGUUAGGGAGUCGUCUUAUAGAACUAUUGAUUGACUCAGCAUUUGUGCAACCACCAGUUGAUCAGUCAGCAUGCAGUCCACCGGAAAUUCGACCUGCUUUUAAGCAUACAUUUAAAACCGUGGCGAAGGAUAGCAGGAAAUUAAAAAAUAGAUUUGGAGUGAUAGAGUGCGAUCGGUUGGUUCAUCAAGGUCUCAAUAGCACUGCUAGGCAUAUGGUGAUUCCUUAUCUACCAAUGUUGAUACCACCAAAAAAGUGGAAGGGGUAUAACGAGGGUGGACAUCUGUUCCUGCCUUCAUAUGUCAUGCGCACACAUGGAUCAAAGGAACAACAAAAUGCAAUUCGGAGGGUUCCCAAGAAGCAGUUGAAGAGAGUAUUUGAGGCACUGGAUACCCUUGGAAGUACCAAAUGGAGGGUGAAUAGAAGAGUUCUUGUUGUUUUAGAAAGCAUGUGGAGUAGAGGAGGAAAUGUUGCAGGUCUGAUAGAUCGUGAAGAUAUUCCUUUACCAGAGAGACCGUCGUCAGAGGAUUUAACUAAGAUUAAAGAAUGGCGUUGGAACAGUAGAAAAGCAAAAAAGGCUAACAGUGAAAUGCAUGCUCAACGAUGUGAUAUCGAGCUUAAACUCUCUGUUGCAAGAAAAAUAAAAGAUGAGGAAGGGUUUUAUUAUCCUCAUAACUUAGACUUUCGUGGCCGUGCCUAUCCUAUGCACUCACACUUAAACCAUUUAAGUUCAGAUGUAUGCAGAGGAAUUCUUGAGUUUGCUGAGGGAAGGCCAUUGGGAAAGUCUGGAUUGCGCUGGUUGAAGAUACACUUGGCAAACAUCUAUGGUUGUGGUGUUGAAAAACUUUCUUAUGAUGGAAGGUUGGCUUUCGUGGAGAAUCAUUUACGAGAUAUUUUUGAUUCAGCUGAUAAUCCUCUUGAUGGUGAACGCUGGUGGAUAGAUGCUGAAGAUCCUUUCCAGUGCUUAGCUGCAUGUAUUAACCUUUCUGAUGCCCUAAGAAGCCCAUGGCCGCAUAGUGUCAUCUCACACCUGCCCAUCCAUCAGGAUGGUUCAUGCAACGGUUUGCAGCAUUAUGCAGCGUUGGGAAGGGAUAACCUAGAGGCAGCUGCAGUCAACUUAGUUGCUGGGGAGAAGCCGGCGGAUGUCUAUUCCGGGAUAGCUGCAAGUGGAAGAAAGCAAAAGAAGAUGUUGAGGAAUCUGAGAGCAAGGAGAACUGAACUCCCAAGGGUUCUGGAUAUUAUGAUGAAAGACUCACAGAAAGACCCUGCUACUAAUCCAACAGCUUUAUUAGCCAAGGUCUUAAUCGAUCAGGUGGAUCGGAAGUUAGUUAAGCAGACUGUGAUGACGUCAGUUUACGGUGUCACAUAUGUUGGUGCACGUGAGCAAAUAAAAAGAAGAUUAACUGAGAAAGGAAAAAUCACAGACGAUAGGUUGUUGUUCCAUGCAUCUUGCUAUGCUACGAAGGUUACCUUGAAUGCUCUAGGGGAGAUGUUCCAAGCUGCACGUGGUAUUAUGAAAUGGCUUGGUGAUUGUGCGAAGGUGAUUGCUUCGGAAAAUGAACCAGUAAGAUGGACGACUCCCCUUGGGCUACCAGUUGUUCAGCCUUAUAGGAAAUCUGAAAGACAUCUUAUAAGAACUUCUCUUCAGGUUUUGGCAUUACAACGUGAUGGUGACGCUGUUGCAGUUAAACAACAAAAGACAGCUUUUCCUCCAAAUUUUGUGCACUCUCUUGACGUAUCAGUUAUUAUAUGCAUUAUAUAUCAUGCAAACUACCGAGUCCACGACUCAUUCUGGACGCAUGCCUGCGAUGUAGACAGUAUGAACCGGAUACUGAGGGAACAAUUUGUGGAACUUUACAACAUCCCCAUAUUAGAGAACAGAACUACCAUGAACUUUGGGGUUUUUGCACAAAACUAUUGCAACUUCUUCUACUAG
Molecule: messenger RNA, 2970 nt
Organism: Asparagus officinalis (garden asparagus)
Lineage: Eukaryota; Viridiplantae; Streptophyta; Magnoliopsida; Asparagales; Asparagaceae
Product: DNA-directed RNA polymerase 3B, chloroplastic-like
Exons: 21
Coding region: 1-2970 (989 amino acids)
Biological process (GO): mitochondrial transcription
Cellular component (GO): mitochondrial DNA-directed RNA polymerase complex
Molecular function (GO): DNA binding; DNA-directed RNA polymerase activity
Source: RefSeq, a predicted model, not a curated record